CCCAUGCAAUAGGACUGCGUGGUCACAAUGUACUCAUAUCUUGACUUUGCAUUUGCAGAACGUCUAUUUCCAUGCAAGGGCACGUUUUUUAUGUGUCAAUCGCUAGGGGACUCCAGAGUGGUGAUGCAUGGACACACACUCACUCACAGUCUGACACACUCAGCUAGAUUAAUGUAGCCUACUGCUCAGGAUGUUGCAGCCGCAGCAACCCAUCACAGGCAACGGGCCCAGCGCAAGCCGCGGUCUCGGGUUGAACAUCCACCCGGGAAUGCAUCCCCUUAACCCGGUGCACCCGCCUUCUCAACACCGCCCCGAUGGAGACCCAGCGGGCCUCGAAGGCACCGAAAAUGGACACGACAACCGCCGAGACAUUGGAGAUAUCCUGCAACAGAUCAUGACGAUUACCGACCAAAGUUUAGACGAAGCUCAAGCAAAAAAACACGCUUUAAACUGUCAUCGGAUGAAACCGGCUUUAUUCAGCGUCCUGUGCGAAAUUAAAGAGAAAACUGGUCUUUCCAUGAGAAAUGCUCAGGAGGAGGAGCCUCCAGACCCACAGCUCGUGCGAUUGGACAACAUGCUGCUGGCCGAAGGUGUGGCCGGUCCAGAGAAGGGAGGCGGAGCUGCCGCCGCGGUCUCUGCCGCAACCAGCUCUGGCGGGAUGUCACCUGACAGCUCACUGGAGCACUCCGACUAUAAAAGCAAGUUGAGCCAAAUUCGGAACAUUUACCACACAGAGCUGGAAAAAUACGAGCAGGCCUGCAGUGAGUUCACAACCCAUGUUAUGAACCUGCUGAGGGAGCAGUCUCGCACUCGGCCUGUGUCUCCGCGUGAGAUCGAGCGCAUGGUGGCCAUCAUCCACCGCAAGUUUAGCUCCAUUCAGACGCAGCUCAAACAGAGCACCUGUGAAGCGGUCAUGAUACUGCGCUCACGCUUUCUGGAUGCCAGGCGUAAACGGCGUAAUUUUAGUAAACAGGCCACAGAGGUCCUGAACGAGUAUUUCUAUUCACAUCUCUCGAACCCUUACCCGAGCGAGGAGGCCAAAGAAGAGCUGGCCAAGCAGUGCGGUAUCACUAUGUCUCAGGUGUCCAACUGGUUUGGUAACAAGAGGAUUCGCUAUAAGAAGAACAUUGGAAAGUUCCAGGAAGAGGCUAAUCUGUAUGCCAUGAAGACGGCCUUAGGGGCGACACAGAGCGAGGAAUCACCCCACACUCCAAACUCUACUGGCUCAGGAUCGUUCUCGCUGUCAGGGUCAGCUGACUGCUUCCUAGGAGUUCCACCAAUGAAUGGAGAGCAGCCACCCUAUCACAUGGGGGCUCAGGACGCUCAAUCACGCUUCUCAGAAAGACUCUAUAGUACCAGAGAGAGCCGGACUAAUGGGAACUGGCAGGAGCAGAACACGCCACCCUCCGCCACUUCACCCGGCAGCGAUCACUCCGACAACUCGGACUGAUGAGCUCCUUCCGCUGGCGUCCCGCUCAGAUACCGGAGGACACACGGAAUGACGAAAGAAUGAUGGUCACUCUUCUACCCAAAUGCAGUUUUAGUUUUUCGCAUUUAUUUUGUUUUUAGAAGCUCAUUAUCAGACUUUACAUUGAGCCUCAUUCAUGACACACGAGCAGAGAUUUUCCAUGUAAACCAUUCAUAAAGCUGUUCUUAUGACAAUUGUCGUAUUCCAUUCAAUACGGUAAUUUACGUAAGAAUGGGCCUCAUUCAUGAAGCAUGAAAUAAAUUGAUCGUAAAAUCGUUAUUUUUUGCGUUCAGUUUAGUGAGAGCAGAACAGUUUUCUGUCAUAAUAUCUCACACAUACAUAUUUUAUGUGUGUGUGUGUAAAGCUAAUUUACAUACAAUUUUGUUACAAUUUAUACAUUUGUUGAGCUUUUGUUUCAUGAAUAAGGCCCUUUUCUCCGUUCGGACGAAUGAGUGUGUUUGUGUGAGAGAGAAGAGUUGGAUGAGUUCAUGGCAUUUAGUUGCCGUCUUGUAUUUUAUUUUAGUUUUAUUUUCACUUUUCCACUACAUUACAACUUCCACUAUUUGUUACUGCAAUAUCUGGGUGUUGAAAGGGGAACUUUUUAAACUGCAUUAAGACUGCUUUCAUUAUAGUUAUUAUAUUAUUGUUAUCACUGCUCUAUAUUGUUUAUUCAAAGCUCAGAUAGAAUUGGCUUGGGUGAAGGGGGCAAUAGAGAAAAAUCCAAAGAUUGUUUGUUUGUUUUUUCGUGUGUGUGUGUGUGUGCGUUUCUCUUUUUUACUGGGUUUGUGUAUGUAUCAGUUAUAUGAAUGAGGUGUGUUUGCUGUCUUUAUUUACCGUUUGAAUGAGUAUAUCAACAGUGCUGUCUUUUCUCUGUACAGUGAAACACCUGUAUUCUCUACCUCUUUUACAAUAAAGACUGUCUGUGUACACAUU
Onychostoma macrolepis is the source of this 2401-nucleotide messenger RNA. RefSeq names its product pre-B-cell leukemia homeobox 2 (gene pbx2). Gene Ontology annotation, molecular function: RNA polymerase II cis-regulatory region sequence-specific DNA binding; DNA-binding transcription factor activity, RNA polymerase II-specific. The record is from RefSeq and is a predicted model, not a curated record. Bases 191 to 1450 code for a protein of 419 amino acids. Lineage: Eukaryota; Metazoa; Chordata; Actinopteri; Cypriniformes; Cyprinidae. The transcript is spliced from 9 exons. Gene Ontology annotation, biological process: animal organ morphogenesis; embryonic organ development; eye development. Gene Ontology annotation, cellular component: nucleus.